Messenger RNA from Symsagittifera roscoffensis, 2609 nucleotides. RefSeq names its product dynamin-1-like protein. Lineage: Eukaryota; Metazoa; Xenacoelomorpha; Acoela; Convolutidae. The transcript has a single exon. Gene Ontology annotation, molecular function: microtubule binding; GTPase activity; GTP binding. The record is from RefSeq and is a predicted model, not a curated record. Gene Ontology annotation, biological process: mitochondrial fission. Gene Ontology annotation, cellular component: mitochondrion; membrane; microtubule. Bases 76 to 2121 code for a protein of 681 amino acids.
AUUGCAGCUGCCCAUCCCUCUUUGUGGUCCAUUUCGAAUCCUCUCUACUCAGUGUAAAGUUCAUUCCGGUUCAAGAUGGAGAAUCUAAUCCCGGUUAUGAACAAACUGCAGGAGGUGUUCGCGACUGUAGGCAGUGACUCGAUACAGCUUCCACAGAUAGUGGUUGUCGGAAGCCAGUCUUGUGGCAAGUCUUCUGUUCUCGAGAACCUUGUCGGCCGAGACUUCCUGCCGAGAGGAGUCGGAAUUGUUACUCGGCGACCUCUUGUUUUGCAGCUAGUUCACCUCAGCGAGGAGGACCGGGUUCGGUUUGGAGCCGAAGACAAUGUAUCCUCUGAUGUCGAAGAAUGGGCAAAGUUUGGCCAUACGAAAAACAAAGUCUAUACCGACUUUGACGAAGUGCGAAAGGAAAUCGAACGUGAAACUGACAGACUCGCGGGGUCAAACAAGGGCGUUCUAAAUGAACCAAUGUACUUGAAGAUUUUCUCCAACAAUGUGCUGACUUUGACCUUGGUGGAUUUGCCAGGUAUCACAAAGGUUCCAGUGGGUGAACAACCAGAAGACAUUGAAUCUCAGAUCCGUGAAAUGAUUGCGUUUUAUAUUCAGAAUCCAAACGCUAUUAUUCUUGCUGUACACGCAGCCAACACAGACUUUGCUACAUCUGAGGCACUGAAAAUUGCAAAAGAUAUGGACCCGGAAGGUAGAAGGACAUUAGUUGUUGUGACAAAACUUGAUCUCAUGGAUGCUGGAACAGAUGCAUUGGACGUCCUAUGUCAUAGAGUAAUUCCUGUGAAGCUUGGAAUCAUCGGUGUCGUAAAUAGAAGUCAGCUGGACAUCAAGCAGCAGAAAUCGAUCCAGGAGGCUCUCAAAGAUGAAAUUUCAUUUAUUCAGAAAAAGUAUCCAGCGAUUGCUAAUAGAAAUGGAACGCGGUUCUUAGCUAAGACUUUGAAUAGACUCCUCAUGAAUCACAUCAAAGAGUGCUUGCCAGAGCUGAAAACCAGAAUUAACGUCAUGACCUCCCAGUUUCAAAUGCUUAUAGCAUCAUACGGAGAGCCUAUUGAAGAUGAAGGUCAAUUUCUGCUCCAGGUAAUUACCCGAUUCGCGACAGAGUAUUGCAACACGAUAGAAGGAACCGCGAGAAACAUCGAAACUGCUGAAUUGUGUGGAGGUGCGCGAAUAUGUUAUAUUUUCCACGAAACGUACGGAAGAACCUUGGACACCAUUGAUGCUUUAGGAGGCCUGACAACCAUGGACAUAUUGACUGCAGUUAGAAAUGCAACCGGUCCUCGGCCUGCGCUAUUUGUGCCUGAAGUCUCGUUUGAGUUACUUGUUAAGAAGCAAAUUACUAGACUCGAAGAUCCCUGUCUGAGGUGUGUAGAGUUAGUUCACGAAGAAAUGCAGCGAAUCAUUCAGCAAUGCGGAACCUCAGAAAUGAUCCGAUUCCCAAGACUCCAUGAAAAGAUUGUAGAUGUUGUCACGCUUCUUCUCAGACGCCGACUUCCUGUUACUAACGAGAUGGUUUCGAACCUGGUGCGCAUCGAACUUUCCUACAUCAACACUAAACAUCCUGAUUUUUCAGACGCCGGACUUGUGGACACUUUAAUCAACACUAAAAACGAGGCACAACAGCAGAUGCUUAUGGACUCUGGUGGUGAUCCUGCUAAUGCUAGACGACCAACUAACAGAAAUCCCGAUGGCUCUAGUCUUACUGGAACCGCUACAGCACCCAUGUCAAACGGACCUUCGAUGGGAUCUAGCUUCGGGUUUAAAGGAGCCAGUUUGAUUCCAGACAUGACGCUUCAGACACCAGUGAGGAAAUUGACUCCGAGAGAACGUCGUGAUGUGGAAAUAAUUCAGCGUCUGAUCAAAAACUACUUCCUAAUAGUGAGGAAAAACAUCCAAGACAGCGUACCAAAAGCUAUAAUGCACUUCCUUGUGAACCAUGUUCGAGACAGCAUUCAAAGUGAGCUGGUCUCCAAGCUGUAUAAAUCGGACGGAGCUGGUUCGUUGUUGAACGAAAGCAAAGAGAUGUCGCAGAGACGACAGGAAGCUCAGGAAAUGUUGGGUGCGCUUCAAAAGGCAUCGCAAAUCAUCAGCGAAGUCAGGGAAACGCAACUAUGGUGAAAAGAGAAAGUAAAAACCUGACAAAUGAUUUAGUCAAGUAUACAAAUAUUUCACACUGACAUCAAGGGCUCUAAAAUUCAUAGUUAUUUUCCAUUGUUUUCUAAUCUGUUUCAUAAAACAAAACGAAUCGUGCAGUGCAGAUAUUUCUCUUUGGAUAAUAACAAACAAUAUGCUUCGAUGUAUUUUCUCUGUUCUCCCUAUAAAUUAUUUUGCAGCAAUUCAUAGACUGUUUCAAGCACAACCUCGACAACCUUGUUGUACAAGAAGCUAUUUCAUCCAAAUGUGGCUGCAUGUUGAGAAGUACCGAUUGUAGUUUUAUGUAUUUUCAAAAUUUCAGUUCAAAUGAAACUCCCAAUAAACUAGUAUGCCCUGUAGCCCAGGUGUCUCCUCUUUGUUAAUUUUCGAAGUCAAAUGCAUUCACACUAUAUUGAAUAAAAUAAUUUUAUUACUUACUUGGACUGUAAUUUGGAAUUAAUUUUGAUACUAUA